CAUCACUGCCAGCCUAGCUUGUGAGUUAAACAAGCUAACUUUGGAAACGCCAACCUUUUUAAUACGAGAUAGCAGCGUCACGGGCGGAAAUACACGUACCGAGGUGGACAACAAGUGGACAGGAAAAAAAAGGAUACACGUUGAAAGCAAACGUCGAAUGCUCGCGUGUACGGAUGCAAUUGACAGUCGGCGUCGGUGAGUGGAUUCAGUGAAGGAUGGAGAAGGAAGCGCUGAACGCGGUCGUCUUCAACGUGUCGAAGAGAGAGCUGUUCACGACGAACAAUGGCUACAAAUCCGUCCAGAAAAGACUGAGAGCUCAAUGGAAAAUCCAAAGUAUGAAGGAAGAGCUGUCUCUGGAGAAGCUGAAGGGUGUCAAGUUGUGGAUAACCGCUGGACCAAGGGAGAAGUUCACAGCUUCAGAGCUGGAGGUGCUGAAGCUGUACCUGGACGGGGGAGGAAACGUCCUGGUCAUGCUCGGUGAAGGGGGAGAAAUGAAGUACAACACCAACAUCAACUUUCUCCUGGAGGAGUUUGGCGUGAUGGUCAACAAUGAUGCUGUUGUGAGAAAUGUGUAUUACAAAUACUUCCAUCCGAAAGAGGCGCUGGUGUCCAACGGUGUGUUGAACAGAGAGAUUAGUCGGGCUGCUGGCAAAGUGGUCACGGGCAUCAUCGAAGAGGAAAAUGUUGGAAACAAUGCACAGGCUCUCACGUUUGUGUACCCGUACGGAGCCACACUGAGCGUGAUGAAGCCGGCUGUGGCCGUUCUUUCAACUGGCUCCGUCUGCUUCCCCCUCAACAGGCCGGUCCUGGCAUUUCACCAAGGAAAGGAGGGUGGCAAACUGGUAGUGUUGGGUUCCUGCCACAUGUUCAGUGACCAAUACAUAGACAAAGAGGAGAACAGUAAAAUCCUGGAUGUUGUGCUGCAGUGGCUCAUGGCUGAUAAUAUCCAGCUGAAUCAGAUUGACGCAGAAGACCCAGAGAUCACAGAUUACACCAUGCUGCCAGACUUAGGGUGCUUGGCGGAACAGCUCAGAGUGUGCUUACAAGUGGGUGACGAAAACCCCAGGGACUUCACCUCGCUGUUUGACAUGUCCUUGUUCAAUUUGUCAACCGACGCCUUACCCCAAGUCAUCAGUGCCUACAAGCAGCUUAAUGUCAAAGACGAGCCACUUCAGCUGAUAGCGCCACAUUUUGAGACGCCGCUGCCUCAGCUCCAACCCGCUGUCUUUCCACCUGCCUUAAGCGAGUUGCCUCCUCCUAUGCUGGACCUGUUCGACCUUGAUGAAGCUUUCUCCUCGGAGAAAGUGCGCCUGGCACAGCUCACCAAUAAAUGUACGGACGAUGAUCUUGAAUUCUACGUGCGGAAAUGUGGCGAGAUCCUGGGGGUGACUCCAAAGUUGGACAAAGAGCAGAGGGAUGCCAAGCACAUCUUGGAACACAUUUUCUUCCAGGUUGUGGAGUUCAAGAAACUCAAUCAGGAGCCCGACACCGAGGCACCAUUCACACCGUUGUGAUUGGAUUCAAGAAACUUGUAAAGACUCAUCUCUCCUGCCGUCAUACUGUAACAUGACCAAGCAGAUGUGUUCCCUAGUAGAAGGUACAAGAUUCAACAUGGGUACUGUUGGGUUUUAGAAAUCAUAGAUUUCUAUACACACUUAUUGUAUUUCACAAAGAAGAAAAAAAAAGUACAAUACACAUGCAAAUAAAGUUAUUGAUACUUUAUUUAAAUCUUUUUAAAAAAAAGGCACAGUUCUUUGCAUGAAUCCUCACACAUUGCUGUAAAGACAAAUCAGUAGUUAGAUGGGAAGAUUUUACCAACAAAAUGAUAAAACCCAUAAACAUUUAAAGCCUUAUAUAUAUUUUUUUUAAAGUCCACUUUGAUCCAUCCUUGGUGGAUGCAGACAAAAUCAUGACGUCUUCCUUCCAAAGCUCUGAACCUCCCCCUUGCCAAGUGUGUGUGUUUAGAAGAUUCUUGGCCGCGUCAGGGAGAAACUUCAGCUUGUGAAUGUAGUGUGGACUGAGGUUUUGGACUCAAUGUUGCCUCCAGAGCGCUGGACUCCAGGCAGGGUUUCGGGCUGUUCUCCGAUUUAAUCAGAGACACGUCCCAAGACAUUUGAGAGACGGUGAGGUCGCCGUAAGACUGGUCAGAACUGGAGGAUUUCAUCUGCUUUCCCAGGAGCACGUGGGGGGUAGAAGACUUUCCCUGCGAAGGCACGGCCAAGUGACAGCCGUCGGCCUCCUGGGUGUUCAACUUGUGCACGGAGAACACCAGAGAGGGAGAAAUGGGGUCCGACGACAGGCAGAGAGAAGUCAGGAGGGACAGCCGGGUGUCGGAGUCGUCCGCCACGGUGUCGUCGUUUGACCCUCGUGACUGCUCCAGCAACAGCAAACUCUGUUCCCCAAAAAACUUCCUGUCGAGCUCCGACGGAGGCGAACACUCAAAGCUUUUCAUAUCUAGGAGGAGAAAUGUUAGAUCCCACUCAGAAUCCCAUUGUCUGAUUGGACACAACUAAUAUAUCCAUCUUGAGAAGUAAAAUAGUAGUUUUCUUACCUUUAAUGACAAAAGCCUUCUCCAUUGUUUCCUUGGGCUGGCAAAUGCCGAUUGAUCUGCAGCUGGGUUUUAACCUGUUUUAACCUGCUGCUUGUUAAUUGACCCAGCUGGCGGCGAGGCAGGUCAUCAGUCCAGAGGAAGGUGGGGUAGCAUACAGCCCAUCAAUCACUUUUUUAAAAAUGUAGUAAACAUGUAAAUAAAAGAUUAUUUAAAU
This is a messenger RNA of Cyclopterus lumpus (lumpfish), 2765 nucleotides long. It is a transcript of the gene ift52, whose product is annotated as intraflagellar transport 52 homolog (Chlamydomonas). The coding region runs from base 216 to 1514 and encodes 432 amino acids. Gene Ontology annotation, cellular component: centriole; cilium; intraciliary transport particle B. The transcript is spliced from 14 exons. Gene Ontology annotation, biological process: intraciliary transport; cilium assembly. The record is from RefSeq and is a predicted model, not a curated record. NCBI's taxonomy places the organism in Eukaryota, Metazoa, Chordata, Actinopteri, Perciformes, Cyclopteridae.